AUGGUGCUGAGACUCUUUGCGCCGCCUGGUGAAGGCCAACAUCGACUUGUCCCGAAACGACCGGAUCCUAUCGGUGCCAAUGCGACCCUCCAGUAUUCCGUGCUUUCCUCGACCGUUGUUGCCGCCGCCUAUACGUCCUUUGCAUCGAGAUAUAGUCAGAGAGUAACUCCUGCGCAGCCGCUGUCUAGAGCCGCUGUCUUCAUACGGGCUUCCGCCAGACUGGGGAUUUGGACAGGUGUGGCAGGAGCGGCGCUCAACUGGUAUUACUACUCGGCUUUCGCCAAGGUGGUGGUGUCGCAAAAGGUGCCAGAAAUCAACAACUGGAAGCUCUUUGAGCGGACAAAGUCACACACUGUUGAUGAUGGCGCUUUGGCAGGCGCGGCAUUGGGGCUCGCUGCCUCGGUGCCGUCGCUGAUUAUGCGCCGGCCUGCUAUACCACGAUGGACACGAUGUUUGGGCAUGAUGAAUACCGGUGCUUGUGCAGGCGUGCUGGGAGCGCAUGCAUACUUCCAGUACACUGGAGAGAGGCAGGAGGCUUAUAAACACCUUGGUCGGCAACUCAAGCGAAGAUCACUUGAGUUCUGGGCCAUCUUCUGGGACGCAGAGAUGAUGGCUAGUCUCGAUCCUAUCAUGCAGCAGUACGUACGACACAACGGUUUCUGGUACACAAGAUGGCUGCCUGAGGAAGUCUUCGAUCGAGAAGUACAUGCCAGCGAACCCUUCGCCGGCAGCGAAGUGCCCGCCGCAAUCACUGAAGCGCCUGUUGAAGAGCAGCCGCCGUUCUACAUUACACCCAUCGAGUACGCCCAAGACUUGCGUCAGAUUGACGUACAAAGCACCAAAGCCAAAAUCGAAGCCAUGGAGGCGGACAGACAGGAACUCCUCAAGGAAGCCGAAUACCUUCUGUUUGUCAACGCACAGCAGCAGUACGAAUACUGUCACUUGGAUACGAUGGAUGAUGAAGAACGGCACCGACGUCUUCAGGAGAUCCAUGUCGUCGACGUAGCGUACAAUCGCCUUCGCGCUGCAGCGAAUGACAUCGAUGUCAAGCUCAUCCAUUGGCGCAUGUCGCUCAAGCACAAGCUUGUUUGGGAAAUAGCCACGACCGCUACCUCUGCCACCUCCUCUACCUCCAGCACGAUGACGACUCGAACAGAUGCCCUCGCCGACUGGCUACCCGCCCCUCAAGCCUUGACUUCCUUCGCGACGCACAAACCGACGUAUUCGAUGGGCGAGAUUGAAAAGGUACAUUGGCAGAUUGCGGCUGAGGUCAAGAGGUUCGAGGAGGGAUACAGGGAUGAGAGAUACCCAAAGGAGAAGAGAGAGAGGUGGAAGAGGGAUGCUGAGGAUGGGAGUAGGAUACUGAGGGCGGCCGACCAUGUCCUGUGGAGGCUGAUGAAGGCGAGAGAAGGGACUGACGAUGGUGACGCGAAGAAUGAUGGGGUUGUGGUUGGGCAUGAGAAGAGUGCUGCUCCUGCAGGCCAAUCGGCAGUCACGACUGAGGCCGCAAAGCUGGACACGGCAGCCACUCCUGCCAGGAAGGAGCUUGAAAAGCCUCGUGUGGAUGACAAAGUGACGAAGACACGUACUGGUGCUCUGGAUGCUGAUAAGUCCUGA
Messenger RNA from Alternaria burnsii, 1617 nucleotides. RefSeq lists its product as uncharacterized. The record is from RefSeq and is a predicted model, not a curated record. The coding region runs from base 1 to 1617 and encodes 538 amino acids. The transcript is spliced from 2 exons. NCBI's taxonomy places the organism in Eukaryota, Fungi, Ascomycota, Dothideomycetes, Pleosporales, Pleosporaceae.